AUGAAACCAAGUCAGAUCUUCCAAGAUAUUCUUGUAAGUUCUUUCUCAAGAAGAUUACUACUUCAUACCCAUACACUUGAUCAAUCACCAACUCCGGCACCAUCCCCAAAUGCAGAAGAUAAUAACUUCGAUGCAAAUGUUGUUAUGGUCCUAUCAGUCCUCUUGUGUGCACUCGUUUGCUCACUUGGACUCAAUUCUAUAAUAAGAUGUGCCUUGAGGUGCUCCAAUAUAGUACCAUCCGAAGCUGGUGAAAACCAAGCAGCUCGCUUGACCAACACAGGAGUCAAACGAAAAGCCCUGAAGCGUUUCCAGACAGUAAGUUACUCUGCUGAUUUGAAUCUGCCUGGCCUAGACACCGAGUGUGCCAUAUGCCUCUCGGAGUUUGUGUCCGAAGAGCGUGUGAAGCUGUUGCCGACAUGCCACCACGGGUUCCAUGUCCGGUGUAUAGACAAGUGGCUUAGUGCACACUCGUCCUGUCCCACCUGCAGGCACUGCCUCAUCGAGACCUGCGAGAAGAUCGCUGACUGCAGCCAAACAAGCUCUUUAAACUCUAGUCAACCACCACAAGACAGCAUCGUCGUGCAAAUAGCACCACUAGAACCGGAAAGAUGGAUACGGUGUUUUAGGUGA
Messenger RNA from Microthlaspi erraticum, 630 nucleotides. The record is from the annotation of a GenBank genome assembly. Lineage: Eukaryota; Viridiplantae; Streptophyta; Magnoliopsida; Brassicales; Brassicaceae.